UCCAACCCGGUUUCUAGGGUUCGUUCGUUCACGAGAACCUGCAAUUCUGCAAGCUUUGGUGCUCUGUCUCUGCUAGUUGGAGUUGAAGAAAGAUCUUUGGUAGAACUGGAGAGAGAUGGGGGACAAGACGAAGAAGACAUUCAUGUUCAUACGCCUCUUGUCGGCUGCAGGGACAGGAUCCUUCGAUGUAAAGAGGAAGAUCGGAGAGAAACUUCUCGAGAAGCUCGAGUUUCGCCCCAUUGUUAAUCGCCAUCUUCUCUUCACUAAUCAGAAGAUGAGCUCUACUGAACUUGAGCAGAAGAUGGACUCUACUGACCUUUGUUGCAUCAUCUACGACGAAGAAGAAGGUAUCACAGAUAUCUGAACAUUUGGUGGAAAUCCGAGUUCUGGUAUCCGGAAUUUACGAGCUUUAAUCCGGGUCAUAAACUUUUCGGAUUCUGGAACUUCUCCAACCCUAAGCUGCCUCUCAUUGAUCAAAAACUUUUCCAAUCUGCUGCUUUUCACCACAGUAGUAGUAGUGUCCUGUCUUAAUGCAAGUUUACUUAGAUUGUGAUGUCAAUAAUAACCUCUUUUGUCUGGUCAAUCUGAUCAGUUUUUCUUUCUUUCUUACAUUUGCAUACAAAUGCUGCUUUAGAUUCCUCUCCAGGGCAAUGUUGAUUGUCUGAAUGAUCAUACUGUGGUGAGUGUAAUCCCAAAUUGCACAUUUUAAACUC
This is a messenger RNA of Tarenaya hassleriana, 713 nucleotides long. RefSeq names its product 50S ribosomal protein L33-like. The transcript is spliced from 3 exons. Gene Ontology annotation, cellular component: large ribosomal subunit. Gene Ontology annotation, molecular function: structural constituent of ribosome. The coding region runs from base 116 to 364 and encodes 82 amino acids. The record is from RefSeq and is a predicted model, not a curated record. NCBI's taxonomy places the organism in Eukaryota, Viridiplantae, Streptophyta, Magnoliopsida, Brassicales, Cleomaceae.